Messenger RNA from Diuraphis noxia (Russian wheat aphid), 713 nucleotides. RefSeq names its product trans-2,3-enoyl-CoA reductase Sc2 (gene Sc2). The record is from RefSeq and is a predicted model, not a curated record. Gene Ontology annotation, biological process: very long-chain fatty acid biosynthetic process. Lineage: Eukaryota; Metazoa; Arthropoda; Insecta; Hemiptera; Aphididae. Gene Ontology annotation, molecular function: oxidoreductase activity, acting on the CH-CH group of donors; protein binding.
CUAAUUCUUAAUUUGUUUUCUUAGAGUUGCUGCUUGCUGUUGGUCAUUCCAUUAUAUAAAACGUGUGCUUGAAACAUUGUUUGUACAUCGUUUUUCUCAUAACACAAUGCCAAUAAUGAAUCUGUUCAAAAACUGUUCAUACUACUGGGGCUUUACUGCGUUUGUUUCAUACUUUGUUAACCAUCCAUUAUAUACUCCACCAUGUACAAUUCAAUUUUAUAUUGGUCUUGGUACUUUUAUUUUUUGUGAAUUAGGAAACUUAAGCAUUCACAUUGCAUUGCGAAAUCUUCGUCCACCGGGUACUAAAGUCAGACGUAUCCCUGUUCCCACUAUAAAUCCUUUUACACUUCUUUUUAAUUUUGUUUCUUGCCCUAACUACUCUUAUGAGGUGGGUAGUUGGAUUGGGUUUACCAUAAUGACUUCUUCAUUUUCAGCUGGAUUAUUCACUCUAGCUGGAUUUUACCAAAUGGCGGUAUGGGCUCUUGGAAAACACAGGAAUUACAAAAAAGAGUUCUCUGACUACCCGAAAAGUAGAAAAUCAAUUAUACCAUUUUUACUUUAAUAUGUACUGAAUGUUUUAAAUAAGUAUUUUCUAGAACUGAAUAUGGUGGAUGAAUAUUUUUAUAUGGGUUUUUCGGUUUGUAUCUUGUGGAUAUUAUAGUAGUAUAUUAUAUUUAAAAUUUACUGUUGUACAUUUAAUAACUUAAUUAAAA